Messenger RNA from Populus trichocarpa (black cottonwood), 1827 nucleotides. RefSeq lists its product as uncharacterized. The record is from RefSeq and is a predicted model, not a curated record. The transcript has 8 exons. The coding region runs from base 75 to 1340 and encodes 421 amino acids. NCBI's taxonomy places the organism in Eukaryota, Viridiplantae, Streptophyta, Magnoliopsida, Malpighiales, Salicaceae.
AAAAUCAACUUUAUCUUUCUUUCCGACAUUUCUCUCUCCCACUUGAAAAGGUAGGUAAUGUAGUUACUCACAUAAUGGCUGCCAUAGCUGCAAUUUUAUCAUCAAUACCAUCUUCUUCCUCAUCUUCCAAGUUCUCAAAAUACCAAUCCCAUCCUUCUGUUCCUCCUCCUUGCCGUGUGGUUUGCCGUGGAGGAUCCCAACCUCCUCCCCCGGUAACAACUGACUUCCAAUUUGCUUUGCAUGAUGCCUUGGAUUCUUCUGGAAUCAACACCACUCAUGCCAGAGAGGCAAGGCAAAAUUUCAUGUCACAAAUUAAAAGAUUGUCAAGCAUUGAGAGGGAAAUCAGCAUUAGCAUUAAUAGACGUGUUGAUUUGGCGAAAACGGCACUUUAUAUAGCAGCUGAGGAUGAUUCUCUCAUAUCACACUCUUCGGUUGCUCUCCCCGUGGAUGCUUUCAUUGAAAGAUUGGAUGAUCUUUCCAUGGGAUUCUGCACUAAUAAUAGCUCUGCAUUGAAGUCAUCGCCAGAGAUGCUUCUGGAUAGCUUGGAGAAAUUUUUGUAUGUCAAGAAGGGCUUUCGAAGGAGCACUAUGAAAAGUCGAUUGGAGCCACGAGCUUUGUAUCUUCAUUCUGUUUUGACACAUCGAUCAGGUUCUGCUGUUAUGCUUGCACUUAUAUACUCGGAAAUCCUGAAAACGCUUCGGUUAUGGAGCCUGUUGGAUUUUGAUUGUGAGAUUUUCUUCCCACAUGACAACCAUGGUCUUCCAAGAGGCUAUCACAAGCAGAAAAGUAAGGAGUCUGAUCAUCAACACAUUUUGACAUCACUUACUCUGUUGGAGAAGAUUUUGAGAAACUUAAAGGAGGCUUUUUGGCCAUUUCAACAUGAUCAUACCAAGAGUUUAUUCUUACAGGCAGCACAUGCAGCUGACUGUGUUGAUAUAUCAAAAACUUUUGAAGGAAGUGGUGCUCAGCUUGCAUCUGCAAAGGCUGCUCAACAUAGGCUAGACCGUGGUGUUUGGACUAGUGUACACUUCGGGGACAUGAGACGUGCAUUAUCUGCUUGUGAGCGUUUAAUACUCCUUGAAUCCGACCCUAAGGAACUAAGAGACUACAGUGUUCUUUUAUACCAUUGUGGGUUUUAUGAGCAAUCGCUGCAAUAUCUCAAGUUGUAUCAAGAGAAGGGUUCUUCCUUACAAAAACAGGCAUCCAAUAAAUUAAGCAGCUUGGAGGAAGAUGCUGUGGAGAAACUAAUGAUACGCCUUAACCUCAUUUCAAUGGAGGAAGGUUGGAGCAAGCCCUCACAUGUUAGAAAUUUUCUUGGAAAUAACUCUGAACCUUGGUAGAGCCUCGUAUCAGACAGCUCAGAAACAAAUCUCAUGUUUCAGCACGCUAAGCAAGAUAGUUGAAUUUGGUUCAUGCCAACUGGGAAGAAGAUGGUUUGUCUGACUUGAUUCUGUAUGUCCCACCCACAAGGAGCAGGGAAUCUUUAGGGUUUCAUUGCUCAUCAUACUACCAGAUCACUCAGAAACUCAGGCAAAUUGCAUCUAGAUGCCGAGUGUUUCAACUGAUGCUCCUAUUUUUGAGACCUGGCAUCCAUGAGGGAAUGUUUUCAGCUCAACAGUCAAAUUUGGGAAGAACUUGCUUUUUGAUGGAGGUGCUGUAUAAUUUAUCUCUCGCGAUGCAAAAGCUCUAACCACAACACUCCUAACAUGUGUCUCUCGCGUAUAAUACUGUGUAUAAUACUGCUUAGUUCCAUCAAGGGUAACAAGUAUAAAAACACAAUGUAAUGGAGUUGCUAUGAAAUACGACAAACUCAACACUUGAGAUUGA